This is a messenger RNA of Centruroides sculpturatus (bark scorpion), 1532 nucleotides long. RefSeq names its product MAM and LDL-receptor class A domain-containing protein 1-like. Gene Ontology annotation, cellular component: membrane. The coding region runs from base 51 to 1532 and encodes 493 amino acids. The transcript has 11 exons. NCBI's taxonomy places the organism in Eukaryota, Metazoa, Arthropoda, Arachnida, Scorpiones, Buthidae. The record is from RefSeq and is a predicted model, not a curated record.
AAUUAUAUAUUUUUUCAGGGAAGAAUUAUACUUGUGAUUUUGAAUAUGAUAUGUGUGAAUGGAAGAAUGAAAAUGACGAAGGUUUAAUUUGGAGUCGUGGUCAAGGAUCUACCGUAACGCCUUUCACUGGACCAUCCGAAGAUCAUACUAAACAAUUAGGAAAUGGAUGGUAUGUGUAUGUGGAUGUCAGUAAGGGUAAAGGAAAUGCAAGAUUAUUAGGUCCUGAGAUUAAUGGAAUAUACUGUUUGCAAUUUUGGUAUCAUAUGUACGGUGCAGAUGUAAACCGCUUAAGGACAUAUCUGAAGAUCAAAGAAAAGACAGAUGUGGUUUUUCAUCGCAAAGGUACGCAAGGCUUUCGCUGGAAAGAAGCAAAAAUGACAAUUGGAAAUAAAGAUCUUGUAUACCAGGUGAUGUUUGAAGUAGAACAUAAACUUAAGCGAUUUAUAAAAGGUGAUAUUGCCUUGGAUGAUAUUAGUUUAAACAGUGGAGCCUGUUCAUUCACUUCAGCACAAGAGGAUGAGAUAUGUACCUUUGAUAACAAAAAUGAUUGUGGAUAUAAAUUUGUUAAUGAUAAAUAUUUUCAAUGGAGUCUUAUUCAAGCUGGGGUUGAUCGAUUAGUUUAUCCAAGGACAGAUCAUUCGCUUGGAACUAAUAAAGGAUGGUAUUGGAUUCUCUCAACAAAAAGGGGUGGAAAAAUAAAUAAGAAUGCAACACUUACAAGUCCUUGGUUUACAAGAUCAAACUCAGAGAAAAAAAGAUGUAUUCAGUUCUAUUAUUCUGUAUAUUUAGUGUCAGAUGUUGUCCUCAAUGUUAGUUUUAUAAAUGAUAAAGAAGAAAGAUUAGUUAUGUCAAAAGAGGCAUUUGUAAAAGAAAAGUGGACAUACGCUGAAGCUGAAUUUGAUCCUAGCAUGAGAUAUAUGGUGGAAUUUCAAGGCAGUUUUGGUGAUUCUUUAAAUUCUAUAGCAAUUGAUGAUGUAAAAGUUAAAACUGGAAGUUGUCCUGAAUCAGGAUACUGUACAUUUGAGGAAAAUUUAUGCACUUGGUCACAUGGAGAUGGUGAUAUAGAAUGGCUUCGGAAUACCGGAAAAGCAGUUUCUUCAGAGAAAGGACCGGAUGUGGAUCAUACAAAAGGAAAAAAAGGAUAUUACAUCUUUAUAAAUAUUGAAAAUAAAACUCCAGGUAUGGUUGCAAUAUUGAAAAGUGAUAUGUUUCCACCAAUAAGAAAUAAAAAACGGUGCAUGGGCUUUUGGUAUAACAUGAAUGGCACUGACGUUGGAUCUUUAAAGGUGAAUAUAAGUAUAGAUGGUGUUACAAGUGAUCCUCUUUGGGAAUUAGACGGUGGACAAGGACCAAAUUGGCAAAAAGGGACUGUUCCACUCGAUUCAGCAAUUAAAGGAUAUCAAGUAAUAUUUGAAGGAACUGUUGGAAAAGGAAAAACAGGAUUUAUUGCACUAGAUGAUGUCUAUUUUACAGAUGGUGAUUGUACAAUUUCUCCAUUAAAAGCAGCUUUAUAUAAUUUAGGUAAUGUUUAA